This is a messenger RNA of Aspergillus wentii DTO 134E9, 471 nucleotides long. RefSeq lists its product as uncharacterized. The transcript is spliced from 2 exons. Gene Ontology annotation, biological process: proteasome assembly. Bases 1 to 471 code for a protein of 156 amino acids. Lineage: Eukaryota; Fungi; Ascomycota; Eurotiomycetes; Eurotiales; Aspergillaceae. The record is from RefSeq and is a predicted model, not a curated record.
AUGGCUGAUCCAUUCGACCUCAACCAACUCCAGGAACCAUUGAACCUGCCCUUCCCCGCCGCAACGAAGCAAGUGGCUGGAAUGGUUAAUGGAGUCCAAACAGAUGUUAUGACCAUGAACUUCAGUGACAGAAUUCUGAUUACAAUAUCUCAAAAAGGACGACUUGCGCAUUGGCUCCAUGUCCCGCUGGCAAAUGAAAAUCCAGGAACAGAGGGAUCCCAUAUCGUCUCAGAUGCUACCGACGACAGUCUUCUUCCGAUCAGUAACCUGACGGCUACAUCGCUGCUAGGCGGUCGGGUUCCUGGGCACGAAACCGUUGGUCAGCUAUAUGCCCGUCAAAUAGCAAGUGCCAUCGUCAUGAAAACGCCAGGGGAAAAGAGAUUGCUCGUUGUCGGGCUGGGGCUGGAGACGGCUGAUGCCGAUCGGGAUGUGUUCUUUUCCAUCAUUGAUCUCGUCCUUCAGUGUAUUUGA